Branchiostoma floridae (Florida lancelet) is the source of this 3240-nucleotide messenger RNA. RefSeq names its product alpha-2,8-sialyltransferase 8B-like. The record is from RefSeq and is a predicted model, not a curated record. NCBI's taxonomy places the organism in Eukaryota, Metazoa, Chordata, Leptocardii, Amphioxiformes, Branchiostomatidae. The transcript is spliced from 9 exons. Gene Ontology annotation, molecular function: alpha-N-acetylneuraminate alpha-2,8-sialyltransferase activity. The coding region runs from base 980 to 2572 and encodes 530 amino acids. Gene Ontology annotation, biological process: oligosaccharide metabolic process; N-glycan processing.
UCCCUCAGGUGCUAUAGAAACCUGUUGGACCGAACCAUAAUGACCAAAACAAGUACGUACACCCGCAUUCAACACCCGCAUUCUCACGGUAACCAAGGAACCUUCUAGCCCGGGGAACGACUCGAAGCUACACAUCCUUUUUUGACGAAACACCAUGAGAAACUGAGAGAACAGGACGACUCUGAUCAAGUUGUAGUCACAAUCGUUUGGACGUUGUUGGAACGAGUGGGGAGGGGGGCAACCUUGUCCUAUAUAAAAUAGCCCAGUGAUUCUUAUUUACUGAGUUUGCUGCACCUAAACUGCACACGGAGUUGAACGACUUGUUUUUUUUAUCAAUAUGCUUUGUCAUUAUCUGAACAAGUAUCAGUAACGAAAGAGCACGAGUGCAGAGAGGUAGUGUCUAUUUUGUCAACAAUUGAGACUUACAAUAUAUUCUUCCCGGCCCGGCAGAGGAUCAACUCCCGUCAGACCUGGUGAACGAGGAUUUCACAUUUCUUACACCAUCACAAUGGGACAGUAGUACAGUACCGAGACCGGACAGUACUGCAGUACAGUGUCUGAACGGGACAACAGUACAGUACUGAGACGGGACAGUACUGCAGUACAGUACCUGGACGGGACAGUAGUACAGUACCGAGACGGGGCAGUAGUAUAGUACAGUGCAGAGACUAGACAGUAGUGCAGUACAGUACCGAAACGGGACAGUGGUAUAGUACAGUGCAGAGACGAGACGGGACAGCAGUACAGUACCAAGACGGGACACUAGUGCAGUAUAGUACAGAGACAGGGCAGUAGUGCAGUACUGUACAGAGACGGCACAGAAUUACAGUACAGUACUAGUACCAAGGCGGAACAGUAAUACAGUGCAGUACCGGGAAGUGGCAGCGGUAUUGUACGGAAGAUACCCGGACUAAAGUGGUGUCGCUGGCCAUCAUCGACAACGACGGACGAACACUGACAACAACCGUACCGAGACUUGAUGCAGUACAGCUGGUACAAAACCUGGACACUAUAUCGAAAUUCUCUGCACAACAGAGUCAAAACAAAAUCCAAUUUCCCUUCUAGCAUGAACAGAAACCCCUCUGACACAGUCAUGAUUCAACGUGGCCACAUGAAGAACGUCUUUUUCGUCCUGAUAGUUGUUACGGCCAGCUACCUCACCGGUCUAAUGAGUGCUGCUUUCUCAAGAGAUGUCGCCACAAUGCAUGUCGCAACAUUUGAUGGAAAAGUGUCCAUACCCCAACAGAGUGCCCUGAGAAGCCACGCGAGACAGAGCGAGACUCCACGGGAUCAGGUUCGAAAAGAUGGCGGAAGUUCAGAAGACAUAGAAGAUAUGAAUAAAGACUCUUCAAGAGAGUUUGAUACGGAUGAAUCAGAAGAAUGGGUGGAACCGAAAGUAGCAAUAUUUGACCAAAGAGAGCAACAACUAAAAGAUGUAAAACUUGACGAAGAAAACGAUUCUAGUGAAACAGGCAGCACAGUAGAAGAUCAUGCCAUGGAAAAAUCAAACGGGAGCAAACCUAGCCAGAAAAACAAUACAUCAGACAAUGGAUCUGGAAACAAUGACAAAACGAAUACACAGGAUAUUUCAGAAGGGCCUGACGAAUCGGAGUCUGUUCUGAAUCAUUCCAAACAAAAAGAAAAGAAAAAGAAGAAAGAAUCGAAGGAAAAGACUGACGGAAUUUCGACCUGGAAAAUGAAGAAGUUGACAGAUGCAACAAAGAUCAAAAAGAAGAUAUCAGCAAUGUUCAAUGUGUCGCAAGACAUCGUGUACUUUUCUGACUACGAUAAGCACAUCAGCAGAUGUUAUAAGAAUGGCACUUUUCAACUAGGCUGCAAGGGUAAAACACCAAUCAGACGCUACAGCACAUGCGCGGCGGUGGGAGGAAGCGGCAUUCUGAUUGGUAGUGGCUGUGGAGCGGAGAUCGACGCCCAUGAUUUCGUCAUCAGAUACAACAUGCCGCAGUUGGAGAAAUAUCGGGAUGAUGUCGGAGUGAAAGUGAACCUAAGCGCCAUGGAUAACUACGCCCUGAGAUUCAUCAACCAGUCGCUGAUCUAUAACCCAACUUAUAUCACAUCGAGAUACAAGCAGUAUAACAACUCUAUCUUCUUCUACCCCAAAACAAUUUACGAGCCCAAGAAGGGGAUAAAAGGCCUUGGGUCGUACGCACGGCUGAAGAUGUUCCGGAAGAACAUUCGGGCAUAUGGUCACGUGAACAUCACCAUGGCUUACUCACUCCGGAACUUUAAAAACAUCUCUGAACAGUUCAUGAGACGGAUCAUCCCUGACUUCGACUCGCCCACGGUAGGUCUGAUGACGUACUUGUUAGCGCUGACCUUCUGUGAUCACCUGGACCUGUACGGCUUCUACCCUUUUAUGACGGACCCGCAAGGGAAACCUAUACAUUUCCACUACCAUAUGGAUCAACAGCCGGACAAGUUUAGCGAAGGCCAAAGUCCACAUGCUUUCGUCAACGAGUAUAACUUCAUGUCUCUUCUGCACAAGAGAGGGGUGGUCAAGGCUACGGUCGGGAAGUGUCAAGUAGGGACGCAAGGGGGCGCAACCAAAUAGUCUCAGUAAAAUCUUGCGUUGUUAACCUUUACUGUUGUUAUAUAACGUUACAUCUUAAACUUAAGCCGUUUUGAAGAACUAAUUUUGCUAGUUACAAUUCAGGUACGCUGAAUAUGUUAGCAAUAUAAAUAUUCAUUCUAUGGCAACAACGACAAUGUACAUUUGUUCAUAUAUCAUCAACAACAUGGUCGUAUGUUGAUAUACAGACAGAAAAUUUAAAGCAUACAUGUAUAUUCCAUGCAGCCGUUUUUGUAUAAUUUUAGCUGAAUAUACAAUGGAUAACAACUGCGAAGAAAGCUUGUUGGUAAGCGAUUUAUCAUGUGUACGGAUAUAGAGUUUAAAAUUGUAACAUAAUAUUGACUAUCGUCACAGAUAAACUUACAUUCAAAUUACGAAGACUUCUGUCAACUAUACAGUUGAUACAUCUUUACACACACACCUUAUUUAAAAAAGAGAGUACAUUGAUGAAAUCUUCUCAUCUCUAACCCCAACACUAACCUUUCUCCUAAACUUAAGCUGUAUGGAGGAUUUUAAACGAUUGCAGUAAGCCAGUUCACGACUUGAAAUGUGGAUUGGUGAGGCCCCUAACUUGUGAACAGAUCGUUAUGGUGCACCAUGUUUGAUACACGUCCAGACGUACCCACAAUACACCAUACUUCUCAUAAGCA